AUGAGUGAUGGCCGGCAUUCAACUUCAUCACUUCAGUCUUCAGCAGGUGUUACCUCGGCUGAAGAGUUGUCUGAAAAAUACCAAAAAUUAUUCGCCGAAUUUUCUAAGAUGAAAGCACAGCAUUCUGUAUUAAAGAAGGCUGUUAUUAAGGAACAAAAAACCAUUAGUUCAUUAGAAGAUGAAUGCAAAACCAAAGAACAAGAAUUGCGUACUUCACAACAACAGCUCGAUCUUUUAACUUUUCACAAUCAACGUUUAACCAAACGUAUCGAAAGCUUACAGGAUUCGACUGCUGCGAGGUUAUCACCUGGUUGGUUGGUGGGUUCAGCUAAGAAAGAACUUGAAAAGUCAAAAGCGACUUUAGAAGCUACCAGCAUAGAGCUGAAUAGAAAAAUUGAAGAAAAUGAAAAGUUACAUAAUGAGCUGCUUGAAGUUAACAAUUUAUAUACACAACACGUGGCUUCUCUCCAAUCUAAAAUAUCAGAAUUGGAGAAAAAAACUGAGGAGCUUCAGAUCGAAUUAACAAGAUCUCAUCUUGCUAGCGAAGAGGCUUUGAGUAUAAUACGUCAAGAGAAGCGUGAUCUUGAUAAUGAACUUGACCAAACAAGAUCGGAGUUACGGGA
Dentiscutata heterogama is the source of this 623-nucleotide messenger RNA. Lineage: Eukaryota; Fungi; Glomeromycota; Glomeromycetes; Diversisporales; Gigasporaceae. The record is from the annotation of a GenBank genome assembly.